This is a messenger RNA of Tigriopus californicus, 1311 nucleotides long. RefSeq names its product ribonuclease H2 subunit A-like. Gene Ontology annotation, molecular function: RNA-DNA hybrid ribonuclease activity; RNA binding. NCBI's taxonomy places the organism in Eukaryota, Metazoa, Arthropoda, Copepoda, Harpacticoida, Harpacticidae. The record is from RefSeq and is a predicted model, not a curated record. Gene Ontology annotation, biological process: DNA replication, removal of RNA primer; mismatch repair. The coding region runs from base 145 to 1200 and encodes 351 amino acids. Gene Ontology annotation, cellular component: ribonuclease H2 complex. The transcript has a single exon.
CUAUGGUCACCUUGUCAGUUCGCGGCAAUUUUCACUACUGAACUGUUACAUCCAGUGAGAAUGAAGGGCAAGGUGAGCAAGAUCAUCGGAUUUUAAAAUACAGCCUCCAAGAAUUCAACACAAACUAUCUCGAUAUCCGGAUUCAUGGGUAAGGUUAAAGCUAAGGGUGGGCGGACCCAGGCUACUCGAACUUCGCCGCGCACGUCACCUGAUAAAUCUCCAUCUCCAUCUUGUACGUCUGAUGAGCCCGCUGGUCUGAGGGAUACGACCGACCUGAUUGCUUCGUCCAUUGCGCCACUGCCAAGUUUCGAUGGGCAUGAUAACUUUAUUCACUUCUCGCCCGUGCCUAUUUCGGCUACCGUGGGCCCGUGCGUCUUGGGCAUUGACGAGGCGGGCCGAGGCCCUGUGCUCGGGCCCAUGGUUUAUGGUAUUGUGUAUUGCGUCGAAGAAUCCCAUGACAAACUAAAGAGCCUCGGGGUGGACGACUCCAAGGUUCUAUCCGAAGCUAAACGCGAUGGUAUGGCUCAGAUCAUUUUGCAGAACGCCACCGAGUUUGGAUGGGCCAUCCAUAGUUUAAGCCCACAGUACAUCUCCAGAUGUAUGAAUCGGCGGGGCAAAUAUAAUUUGAAUUCCAUCUCCCAUGACACGGCUAUUGGGCUCAUUCGUCAGGCCAUUGAGCGCGGGGUGAAUGUGGCCAAAGUGUUUGUGGAUACUGUGGGCCCGCCGGAGAAAUAUCAAGCCAAACUAGAAGCUCUCUUUCCCGAUAUAUUCUUUACCGUGGCGAAGAAAGCUGAUGCAUUGUUUCCUUGCGUUUCUGCCGCUUCGAUCAUGGCCAAGACCACACGGGAUCGAGCCCUUAAAGAAUGGCCAUUUCCAGAGGGUUCGUUGACCGACUCUCAAAGCACAGCGGGUUGGGGUUCGGGCUAUCCGGGCGAUCCUAUGACUAAAAAAUUCCUGCAAGAUAACGUUGAUCCCGUAUUUGGCUUCCCUUCAGUGGUUCGAUUCAGUUGGAAAACGGCGGCUAACAUUCUAGAGAACAAGGCGGUUCGCUUUGAAUUUGAAGAAAUCGAAGCGGCUGAAGAUGAAUACGCUCAGAAUAACCCGUCUAUUAAAGACUACUUCUUUAGUACAAAAACCAAGUCUGAUAUCAAACGCCCGAAUUUCUUCAAGGACGCGGGAUUAAUCUCGGUUGCUCUUUGACCAGGCAUUGCGUCACAGUAUUGAUAUUCAAGCCCUAUGAAUCUUGAGUUACUUCUAUGUAAUGUAUAGUGUAUAAUUCAAAUUUGUACAAAAUAAACCUGCAAACUUGAA